Molecule: messenger RNA, 1986 nt
Organism: Cydia pomonella (codling moth)
Lineage: Eukaryota; Metazoa; Arthropoda; Insecta; Lepidoptera; Tortricidae
Product: androgen-dependent TFPI-regulating protein-like
Exons: 5
Coding region: 200-916 (238 amino acids)
Cellular component (GO): endomembrane system; membrane
Source: RefSeq, a predicted model, not a curated record
UAUAAAAUGAGUUUAGGUACACGGUAUUCGGAACCCGUGACUGAGAAUAAGUAUUGUGUUGCGCGAGAUUAUGCUAUUAUUCGUUUAGAUCAUAUUGAAAGUUCAGACCUGCAGCGCUCCAGUGCUAUAACUAGUCUGUUAUUAAAGACUUAGAGAAAAACCUUAUCUACGAAGGGGCCCCGUGUCCGAAUCCUGCAAAAUGGCCGCCAUCUACAUGCGAAUGCUGGGCUACACCGUGACCUUGUCAAUGCAUGUUGUCAACACGUUUGUGAUGACCAGCUUUCUUCAGGGUCCAGUUAUGGAAGACCCCAACAUUAGGACCUUCACCGCGAUGUAUAAAAGAUUUUUUACUGUCUGGACUACAUUCCUCCAAAUCUUCGUAGCUUCACUGGGUCUGACAUCUGACUACCUCACGCUAAAGUACUCUAACAAGAAGGAACCUCACUGGCUGGAGGUCAUAAGGAGUACGAAGAAUCGUCUUUUCGCUGCUGUACUCUGGCCUACGGUGUUUCUCACCUCCACCCUGUUCUGGUCGCUCUACCAUUACGACCGCAGUUUGAUCUACCCCAUCUUCGCCGACAAGAUCCUCAGCAGCGGCACCAACCAUGUCCUGCACACUGCCGUCAUCCCAUUGGUGGUGUGGGAGGUGGUAUUCCAGCCAAGGAGUGUCCCGAAGAGUCAUACGAUCAACGUUUCUAUGCUCUCGGUGUACAUGUUUACGUAUUUAUUUGUAAUGUACUACACCUACCUAGAGAAAGGCAUCUGGAUGUAUUCUAUAUUCGGCAUCGCAUACGACACUAAUAUUUGCUUCCCCCUCAUUAUAUCAUUCAUCGGUGUUAUGUUAUACAUAUAUUAUCACAUGCAGUGGUUUUUAACGCAGAUAGUUUGGAAAUCCCAGGCUAAAAUUAAAAUGUAACAUACACAGCAGGCAAGUAAAAAGCUCACCCCGUUUUAACAUUGUCUUAACAUUUUGUUAAGGCAAUGUUAAAACGGGGCGACUUUGAACAUGAUGUUGGGCGUGUUCAGCGUUAUGGGAUUUCGAAAAAGUGACUUUCGUUGUAAAAUAAGGCUAAAGUAAUUUUAAGGCAAUGUUAAAACGGGGUGACUUUGAACAUGAUGUUGGCAGAACUGUAGAGGCACCUUUAAAAUGGGGCGACUUCGAAAUAGUAAUGGGACGCUUUAAUUGUAAAAUAAUAAUGCCUUAAAUGUUCCCAUUUACAUUGCAUUAUUUCUUUUUUACUGACAUUGUUUUAAUUUGUACUUUCUAUCUAGUACCAAAAUUGAAUUCAUUUGUUUUAUUUUUAAUAUUGUGACAUUUCGAAUUUUUAAUUUAUUUUUAUUUACAUUGUUUGUUUUUAAUUUGAAUUGUAAUUUUAAUUUAUUUUGGCAUUUUGAUUUUAAUUGGUAUCAUAAAAAAAUAACGAUAUAUAUACGAAUAGUAAUGUAAGCUGAAAUGUAUAUUUUAACUAUGUGAUAUUUGUGUAUAUGAGAUUAAUAAAACUAAACAUUUUAUCAAAAUGUUUUUUGCUUUUAUAGUCGCAUGUUAUGUUUAUGUCUGACAGUUAAGUCAAAAUAUUUAUUAUAUACAAAGCGGCCAGCAAGGCUCUGAACCGGUUUAUUCUUCAUACAAAAAAUACCGGUAUUAUUGCGUUCUUUUUCGUUCUUUGUUUUAUUAUUUCAUGUUUAAUGGGACUAUCUAAUAAUGCGAAGUUGUUGCCUAAAUACAUGAUCCAGUCCUACGUAAAGAGUAUAAAAUAAUUAAAAAUAUUGGGAUAUUUCGGGAUUUAAAAAUAAACCGGUUCCGAGCCAGAAAAUAUAUGUAAAGAUUAUUUAUCAUAAGGGCGUACGGAUUCUGAUAACCGGGUGUUUAAGUGACAUCCAUUUUCACCCCUUGCUGUGAUCAUUCAUUAAAUACAAGUAAGAUUAUUUAAAGACACUAGUGAUACGGGUAACAUAAGUUAUUAUUAAAUAAAACGUUAACAAAAA